AUGGCGGCCGUUUCCAAGGCGGCACAAUGGGCGCCUAGAUGGCGAGUCGUCCAGCAACCAAACAUGAACGCACCGAAAUUGCCGUCGGCCCUGCAAGCUGCACGGCGCGAAUCGCCGUUUUCCAACAUCAAGUCACCCGAGAACUUGUGGGCAAAGCCGUCGAGGCAUUUUUCCAUCCACCAGAAACCAAGCCGGCAACAGGGCGACAAGGCGCCGUCCGGAGAGCACGGCGGCCACGGCAACGGCACCGAGUUGCCGGCAUUCAGCCUACACGGUCUCGGUAUCAGCAGAAACAUGAAGCUGGCCCUCGUUGGCAUCCUUGGCAUCUUUGGCGCCAUGGAGACGUGCAUGUACGGCAAGUGGAUUUGGCAAUGGUGCAAGGGCCAAGCCGACGAUGAGCAGAUGAGCAAGCCCGUCAUAGGUCGCUGA
Metarhizium brunneum ARSEF 3297 is the source of this 429-nucleotide messenger RNA. RefSeq lists its product as uncharacterized. NCBI's taxonomy places the organism in Eukaryota, Fungi, Ascomycota, Sordariomycetes, Hypocreales, Clavicipitaceae. The record is from RefSeq and is a predicted model, not a curated record.